Fusarium pseudograminearum CS3096 is the source of this 756-nucleotide messenger RNA. RefSeq lists its product as uncharacterized. Gene Ontology annotation, molecular function: S-adenosylmethionine-dependent methyltransferase activity. Gene Ontology annotation, biological process: methylation. The record is from RefSeq and is a predicted model, not a curated record. Bases 1 to 756 code for a protein of 251 amino acids. NCBI's taxonomy places the organism in Eukaryota, Fungi, Ascomycota, Sordariomycetes, Hypocreales, Nectriaceae. The transcript is spliced from 2 exons.
AUGGCGGUCGCAAUCUCUGAAGAGCAAGCUACCGACUUGAGCAAGCAAUAUGACACCCCACUUGGCCUUGCUCACUCAACUAUGCAAGUCCUCAAGGACAGGAUCAAGCUUCAUUAUGAUCUUGCUAGCGACUAUUACCUACGUUUAUGGGGCGAGCACAUUCAUCACGGAUACUGGCCAACAGAGGAAUCUGAAGCCACACAGACAAAAGAGGAAGCCCAGGCAAACCUCAUUCAGUUACUUCUAGACAUCUCCAAAAUCCCCUCCAAAAGCUCGGUUUUGGAUGUUGGAUGCGGUAUCGGUGGCACUUCUCGCUAUCUCGCAUCCAAGCACGGUAGCUCUGUUACUGGAAUCACCAUCUCCACAAAGCAAGUUGAGAUAGCGGACCGCUUGACCAAGGCCGCCGUAGAAGAUGGGGCUUCACUACCCGAUGUAUCAGGAGCUCGUGGCUUCAUUAAGCUCGGUGACGGAAAAGUCAAGUUUCUCGAGCUUGAUGCCGAAAAAAUGGGUGAUUUCUUCAGCAAUCAACAAGGCUCAUUCGACGCGGUCUGGAUAAGUGAGGCACUCAGUCACUUCCCUAACAAAGCACUGUUCUUCGAAAACGUGAUGAAAGUCCUCAAGCCUGGAGGCAAGCUUGUAUUGGCAGAUUGGUUCAAGGCCGAGGACUUGGACGACACCACGUUCACCAACGAUAUCAAGCCCAUUGAAGGUAGGGUUCCAUGCAAAAUAUCAUUGAGUGUUUCUGAGCUUAAGUAA